Messenger RNA from Salvia splendens (bonfire salvia), 2432 nucleotides. RefSeq names its product loricrin. Bases 479 to 2305 code for a protein of 608 amino acids. NCBI's taxonomy places the organism in Eukaryota, Viridiplantae, Streptophyta, Magnoliopsida, Lamiales, Lamiaceae. The record is from RefSeq and is a predicted model, not a curated record. The transcript is spliced from 2 exons.
CUCUCUCUCUCUCAUGUUUUUGUAGGAUUAUUCCACUUCUCGUUGCUCUCACAUUCCCUUCUCGUGCUUCUCUCUCUAAACCGGAUUGGUAAAGUUAGGGCUUUCUGCAAUGGGUUGAGACUUGGGAGACUUUCUAUAUUCGCGGAAAGUUUUCUCUGUAAAGGGUUCCUGAAUGUUGAGGAGGAUCCUUUGUUUACAGUGGAAAUCAAUGUCUAGCAGAUCAAGUUUACCUCAUUUUCUGAUAUAAUACUCACAUCCCACUUCUGAGAGGCAGGAAAAGAAUGGAUAGAUCGGAUACAUCAGGUUUUGUAAGCGGCGGAGGUAGUUUGUAUGGGUUCGUUUCCCCUGUUUUCUUCAUUUUAAUGUAUGGAUUUUAGAAAUUUAUUCGAUAGCAUUCUUUGGCUAGUAGCUAAUUCAUCUCUUACAAGAAUUUAGCAUAGGAAUUUGAGUGGGAGCUUGAAAAGAGUAUAAAAUAAAAAUGCAUCCCUCUGUCUCAAGAGACUUUACAAGGGUUAGUAAUGCUGGAGAUACUACUUUAAGGUUGGACGGGUUUGGAUACGGGGCACGUGAGACUGUCACGAUAGGUAAUAGUCAAACCAGCAAUGGUGUUCACGUUAAUGCUCCAGAUGAUGGAUGCAAGUUAGUUCUAGGAUUGGGCCCAACACCAAGUGCUUAUUCUGAUGAGUAUUCGCCUACCGGAGGUAACAAAUCUGGUGAAAUGCUUAGCCAGAGCCUCUCCUUUCAACGUGAUCUGAUGUUGAAACUAGGUCUGUGCAGUGGUCCUGAUGCAGUUAAGAAUAUACUUGAGUUCUCGGCAUCCAACCACAGCCAUCGUGAUACAAUGCAUCUUAUACCUUCAGACAGCAACAGGUUUGCGGUUCCAAUUGUUGAUGAGGGCUCUACUUCAGCCAAGAAAUCCGGGGGUUACAUGACCCAACUAAUUUUGGCACCAAGAGUUGAUAAUACCGAGAUUUUGCAGUCAACGAAUAAUUCGUUGGAGCAUGGUGCUCAAUCUCACCACCAAACUUCUCAGAUGACAUCUGAGCCUUCGGGUAUUUCGAGUUACUCCUUGAGUGCGAUAUCCGAGCCAGGGAAUGCUGCUGUGUCGUCGAAUAGCAGAGGCGGUAAUAUGAAUAGAUGCAAGUUUAGUGGAUGUACGAAAGGCGCAAGAGGAGCAACGGGGUUGUGCAUAGGACACGGGGGCGGGCAGAGAUGCCAGAAGCCCGGGUGUAACAAAGGCGCAGAGAGCAGGACGGCCUACUGCAAAGCCCAUGGUGGUGGGAGAAGGUGUGAGCAUCUCGGCUGCACUAAAAGCGCUGAGGGAAACACAGAUCACUGCAUUGCACAUGGUGGAGGGAGACGCUGCUCGCAUCCGGGAGGGUGCACAAAGGCAGCUCGUGGGAAGUCUGGUCUUUGCAUCCGACACGGUGGGGGGAAGAGGUGUAAGAUCGAAGGCUGUGCGCGUAGCGCUGAGGGUAAGGUCGGUCUGUGCAUCUCUCACGGGGGUGGGCGACGCUGUCAUUUCCUCGGCUGUGGAAAGGGUGCUCAGGGAAGUACCGCGUUCUGUAAAGCGCACGGUGGUGGGAAGCGGUGCGUGUUUGCAGGCUGCAACAAGGGCGCGGAGGGGAACACGCCCCUCUGCAAAGGGCACGGAGGUGGGAAGCGCUGUAUGUUUGAUGGUGGCGCGAUAUGCCCUAAGAGCGUGCACGGGGGCACGAAUUUCUGCGUGGUACAUGGUGGAGGGAAGAGGUGCGCGGUUGCAGGGUGCACCAGGAGCGCCCGUGGCCGGACAGAUUGUUGCGUGAAGCACGGUGGCGGGAAGCGGUGCAAGUUCGAAAACUGUGACAAGAGUGCGCAGGGCAGUACCGACUUCUGCAAGGCUCACGGUGGCGGGAAGCGCUGCAGCUGGGGAGAUGGGAAGUGCGAGAAGUUCGCGAGGGGGAGGAGCGGCCUCUGUGCUGCGCACACGAGCCUGAGCAUGAGCAUGCUCAAGACGAACAGCGGAGGGAUGCUCGGCCCGGGGCUGUUCCACGGCUUGGUGCAUGCGAGCGGGAGCAAGUUCGAUAAGUCGUGCUCGUCGUCUGGCGUGAGCGUCCUCUCAGACUCGCUUGAGAAGACGGAGAAGCGACAGCCGCUGAUCCCGCCACAGGUGUUGGUUCCUUUGUCGAUGAAGGCAAAGCCAGCGGAGCAGCCGGAGAGGAGCAGCGGCGGCGGGAGGAGCGUAGAUUUGGUUGGGCCGGAGGGGAGAGUUCACGGCGGUGGACUACUCUCCUUGCUAGGAGGAAAUCUAAGUAAUGCAAUCUAGUUGUAAAUUGUUGUGUAAAUGCUUCACCAACAUUAACUUGAUCAUGGGAGUUAUUGUGUUGUAAUAUAGUUAAAUGUUUAAUAAAGUUCUAAUUAUAUAUGCUGCAUAGAUAUGUAUGCAUAGGCAA